Molecule: messenger RNA, 2001 nt
Organism: Etheostoma cragini (Arkansas darter)
Lineage: Eukaryota; Metazoa; Chordata; Actinopteri; Perciformes; Percidae
Gene: tfr2
Product: transferrin receptor 2
Exons: 15
Biological process (GO): endocytic iron import into cell
Cellular component (GO): external side of plasma membrane
Source: RefSeq, a predicted model, not a curated record
AUGGGAGAGUUUGACAUAGCAGCUUUCUUGUCUUCUCCCAAAUCAGAGCGAGCGGAAAUCCGUCCCCGUAGCAACCGAAACGCACUGCUUUGUACUGUGUCACUCCUUAAAGUGACAUGGCCAUGGUCUGUCUCUCAUGCAGCGUUCCUAUUAGCCUACGCGGUGUUUGGUGGGCGGUUCCACUGCUCCCAGGUGGGCGGAAGGGAAGAUGAGGAGCCGGGGGGUGGGGCUAAAGCACCUGCAGAGGAAGGGGCGGGUCUUUACCUGGGAGAGCUGCGGGUGAUGAUGAAGAGAUUGCUGCAGGAUGAAGAUAUCCAGGACACAGUCGGUCGAGUCAGCAGAGCGAACCAUCCUCCAGGGUCCUCGGAGGGAACGUCCCUGGCCUCCGAGAUCCUCCGACGCUUCAGGCGGCUGCAGAUGGACCACACCUGGACCGAGUCUCUGUACGCCACGCUGCAGUUCCCCGACAGGUCUCAGAGGAGCUCUCUGUGGCUGCUGGAUUCUGCAGGACUGAUCUCAGAACAGAUUCCCCUGAACCCAUCUGACUUCUGUCCAUACAGCGCCACAGGAAGUACCACGGGGGGCGUUGUCUACGCCAACUACGGCCGCCCGGAGGAUUUUAACUGGCUGAAGAGCGUGGGCGUGUCUGUGGUUGGCUCUGUGGUGGUGAUGCGUGUUGGGGGCGGGGUCAGUUUUGCUGAGAAGGUCUGGUUGGCUGAAAGGAGCAGGGCGGGCGGAGCUUUGAUCUACCCCGACCCCGCCGACCUGCCACAGGACCCCCGACGCCUCGGACUGAACACACACACAGCCGUGUCGGAACAUGUCCACCUGGGUUCAGGUGACCCCUUCACCCCCGGUUUCCCUUCAUUCAACCACACUCAGUUCCCACCCAUCCAGUCCUCCGGCCUGCCGCUGAUCCCCGUCCUGCCAAUCAGCGCCACCGUCGCCGCCAAGCUGCUCAGUCAGCUGUCGGGUCCGCCCUGCCCUCAAUCAUGGCGUGGGCGGCUGCCAUACGUGCGCUGCAUGGUCGGUCCAGAGUUCAGCUCUGGACGCAGAGUCAAGAUGUCGGUCCACAAUGUCAUGACGCCGGUCCUGCUGAACAACAUCUUCUCCUCUCUGACAGGCCGAGUUGAGCCAGACCAGUACAUCAUCCUGGGAGCUCAGAGGGACUCUCUGGGUCCUGGCGCUGUGACGUCCGGAAUAGGGACAGCACUCCUCCUGGAGCUGGCGCGAACUUUCUCUGCCAUGGUGAAGGAAGGUUUCAGUCCCAGACGGAGCUUACUGUUUGUCAGCUGGGACGCUGGAGAUUUUGGGAACGUCGGGGCAACUGAAUGGCUGGAGGGUUACCUGUCCAUGCUCCACCUAAAGGCUGUAGCCUACUUCAGUCUGGACCAGGCCAUCAUGGGUGAUGAUGUCCUGUCUGCCUACACCAGUCCUCUACUGGAUGACCUGCUGGACGCGGCCAUCAAACAGGUGGAACAUCCCAAACAUGCGGGUCAGACCAUCUACAGCCAGGCUGAGAGGGAGGGGGGCAGCUGGAGGAUCAUGAAACCUCUGUAUCUGAACAGCGGCGCCUACAGCUUCACGGCGUUCGCCGGUGUCCCAGCUGUGGAGCUCCGAUUCACCGAGGAGCGUGCGUACCCGUUCGUCAACACACCGCUGGACAGUGUCUCUCGCCUACAGGAAGUGCUAGGCGGCCGUCUGGGGAUCACGGGGCGGAGCUUAGCGGAGCUGGUAGGGGAGAUGGUCCUGCGAUUGGCCCACGACCACAUCCUGCCGCUACGCAUCACUUCCUACGCCCAGACAGUGCUGCAGCUUAGCGCUCAGCUCAACAAGCACUCUGCUGAGCUGCAGUCCCGAGGGUUGUCCCCUCAGUGGGUUUUCAGCGCCCGGGGAGAUUACAGCCGCGCGGCCGAGACGCUGCAGCGAGCCAUCGACUACAGCGACCUGCACGACCCCGCCACGGCUCACUUCUACAACACGCGCAUCAUGAGGGUAUUU